Messenger RNA from Colletotrichum higginsianum IMI 349063, 1758 nucleotides. Its product is annotated as Fungal specific transcription factor. The record is from RefSeq and is a predicted model, not a curated record. The coding region runs from base 1 to 1758 and encodes 585 amino acids. The transcript is spliced from 4 exons. Gene Ontology annotation, biological process: DNA-templated transcription. Gene Ontology annotation, molecular function: zinc ion binding; DNA binding. Gene Ontology annotation, cellular component: nucleus. NCBI's taxonomy places the organism in Eukaryota, Fungi, Ascomycota, Sordariomycetes, Glomerellales, Glomerellaceae.
AUGGAUAGCAUCGCUGAUCUCAAAGACCAUUUCGAUCGAGAGGAACGACUGAAGCUCGCAGAAAGCCCCACGCAGGCCGUAGGAUUUCAUGGUGAUGGUCGUGAGGAUCUUGAUGCGCGACCCGAGCGUCGACGCGCCAGGCUCUUGUACGGAUGUCGCCCAGCAACUUCAAAAGCCGAGGUUGUCGCCGCUCUUCCGCCAAAACCCGCGGUAGAUAGAUAUAUCGCACGCUACUUCAACCGUCUUGACUUGGUUGCUUCAUCAUCGGUGCAUGGACCUACCUUUCUGAAGCAAUACGAGGCUUUCUGGGCCGAUCCCGAUGGCAUUCCCAUCAUGUGGGUUGGCCUUCUUUACAGCAUGAUAUGCCUUGCAGUCAUUGCGUCCGACCCUCCCACCGACAUUCUCGAACAUCAGCAGCAACGGCUCCAGAUUGAUUUGUACCGGGAGAAACUAGUCCAGUGUCUCAUGAUGGGCGAGUACACUUUAGGUGGCGAGCAUGCGCUCGAAACGUUCAUGAACUAUGUCUACGUCGAGUUCCGCAUUCACGACGAUGCCGAGAAAGAUGUGUGGUUCUUGCUUGGCCUAGAGGUGAACCUGGCAAAGCGCAUGGGCUACCACAGAGACCCCAAACACUUCCCUGGCAUCACUCCCCUGCAAGCAGAGAUGAGAAGGAGAGUAUGGGCAACCGUUUUGCUGGGGGAUGUGCUGAUUUCAGGCCAAAUGGGCAUGCCUCGGAUGGUUCGCGAUGGCGAGUUCGACACCGCAGAGCCACUAAACCUGAACGACGAAGACUUCCGGGAAGGCAUGCCUGUGCUGCCUGAACCGCGGCCGGAGACAGAGCUCACAACGACCUUGGGGGUCAUUGCGCGGAGGAGGAUCCUCAUCGCCCUUGGUACGAUCUCGGAUUUGACUGCCUCGCUCAACUCAUGCAGCUAUGCCGAGAUCAUGCGUCUUGACGAAAUCCUCAACAAAGCCGGCAAGAGCAUACCUCCCCCGCUGAGAGCUAAGUCUAUGGCCGCGAGUGUCACUGACUCACCUCAAACCAUCAUGGCCCGGCUCUUUCUCAGCCACAUGUUCUACAAGGGGAAAAUCAUGCUCCACCGGCGCGUUUUGUUUGCUCGGUCGAUGUCUCCGACCUGUGAUACCUUCACGUAUUCACGGAGCGCAUGCCUCGAGGCGUCUCUAGCGACAAUAAAGAUACAGCAAGUAUUGGACGAAGAGACCUGUCCCGGCGGUCAGCUCUACAUGAUGCAUUGGAGGGUUGGCUCGAUCAUGAACCACCACUUUUUAACAGCAACCAUGAUCCUGUGUUCUGUGGUAUACCGCAAGCAGGUCUUUGGCCGCGGAGACGAGAUCAUGUCCGCGCUGCGGACGGCCCGUAGUAUCUGGAUGAGAAAAUGUGAUGGCUCGCGCGAAGCCAAAAAAGCAGGCGAAGCCGUCAGUAUUGUUCUCGCACAAGCCGGUGGGCCUCGGUUCGAUGCCUAUCUCUCUGUCGAUAGAGAUAAUUUGGCUGGGGUGUCUCGCGAUGCAACGAACGACAAGCAACCGUCCAGUACUGGUAUGACAGACGAAGCAAGUGGUUUUGAUACCAUGGAAACAUUGCUCUUCAACGAGACGUUUGGCAUAGACCCCGGACUAGAGAACUUUUUGGCUGAGGUGAUCCAGGAUACAGUGCCAACUGGGCGUGCACUUUCGGGAGGUGGGAUUAACGAGGGUAAUGCGUCGAUGGAUCCCUCACUCGAUGACUGGAUGUUGUGA